Messenger RNA from Dimorphilus gyrociliatus, 367 nucleotides. The record is from the annotation of a GenBank genome assembly. NCBI's taxonomy places the organism in Eukaryota, Metazoa, Annelida, Polychaeta, Dinophilidae.
UAUGUAUUUUUCCAAAUUUGUCUAUCAACCUAAUACUCAUGAAUGCAGAACAUUUUUGGUUAGUUCUUAUGAUGCUAGGAUAAAAAUUGAAGUUGAUAAAACAGACAUUGAAUAUUCAUUUGAAUGUCAAGAUGAUUAUGUAGCAUUAUAUGAUGGAAAUGGAAAUAAACAAAAACUAGUAAAGAAAUGGUGUGGGAAAACAGAAAAUUUUACAUUAAUGGCUUGUGGACCAACUUUUAUUUUUGUUUUUCAUUCUGAUAAUGAUUUUCAGACUGGGAAAGGUGUGUAUAUGCAUAUAUCUGCACAUGGUCAAAUAGAUCCAGAUAAUCCACCAUCAACAGGUGUUACAAUCGGCGUUGCUGUUUGA